AGUCACAGGCACUGGGCUAUGGAUACGGUUCAAAGUCCCGCUAUAGAUUGUGUUUAAGUUUUCAGAUAGUGUGAAGCCUCAUGCUGUCAAAAGUUACCUUAGCCGUGUUUAUUCUUUGGAACUAAUCGACAGGCAAUGUAGCAGCCAUUCAUUGCGCAAACACACUUUGGUUAUGACUAACAAUUUCAAACAAAAUAACAAUAUUUUUAAAACAACCAUAACAAUGAAUUCAUUCUUUUGACAAGAAGAUACACACCAAGAUCGAGAGGUCGAAGUAAUCCUUGUAUUCAGAAGGAUCCUGGCGUAGAAGCACAAGACCUCCAGCUUCAUUCCGGCACAGCAGCAGGACGAGAACAGAUCGUUGGUGAAGGAGCACUGGAUUUAACAUCUAACAGACAGUAAGGAGGAACCAUGAACACAAGCUACACUUCUUACGAAUACUACGAUUACCCCGACUGGAGCGACAGCAGAGGAGCUACCAAGCCCCCUGCGGAGGUCAUUCUGCCAUGCGACCCCACAGUCGACGACAAGCUGUUCCACAUAUGCAUCUCUGCCAUUUCUCUUGUAGUGAUGCUGAUCCUCAUCGUCUUGGCCAGACAAAGGAAUCCAAGCCAUCGGAAAGGUGUCACAGAUUUAUUCAGUCCAGUAAACUUCCUGAAUCAGACACAGCGGAAGGGCCUGACAGCGGCCGUGUUUGGGGUACUCUUCUGCGAGCUCUCUGUGGUGGUCCUGUCCCCAAACCCCCUCCCCUUCGUCCAGGACCCCUCUUUUGGGCACAGAGAGUUAUGGAAGAUCCUGGCCCUGUUCUACUACCCUGCUCUCUACUACCCCCUGCUGGCUAGUGGUACACUGCGUAGCAAGGCAGCAUACGUGCUGGGCAGCCUGCUAUCCUGGGUGCAUCUGGGCGUCCUUAUCUGGCAGAAGGCCGAAUGCCCGAAGACUCCUCAGAUCUAUAAGUUCUACGCCCUGUUUGCCAGUCUGCCUCAGAUGGCAGGCCUGGUGUUCCUUAGCCUCCAUUACCCCCUGCUCCUGCUGAAGAGCCAGAAAGAGGCCAGCACCACGGAGACCAGCGAUGCUGCUGAGGGUCUUGACAGCAGCUACUAUAAAGAUUAUGUCAAGAAAAUAUUAAAGAAAAUCCCUUCUAAGACCAGUACCUCCAGCACAGACAAGCCAAAACUGUCCAAGAGACUCUCUGAUACCCUGAAAGCUUACAUCUACACUCCAGAGGAAGUGUUCAGGAUUCCCAUUCUGCUGGCCGCAUCUGUGUUAGUGUCUUUCAUUGCCAUCUAUCAGAUGACGCUGUUACUGGUAUCAGCAUUUGUGCCCACUCUCCAUAUUGUCCGUGCAGGGGUGGAUGAAGAUAUCGCCUUCCUCUUGGCUGGCUUCAACAUCCAUUUGUCAGAUGACCGGGCGGAGGUUGUGAAGAUUGUGGUCUACUACAUGUGGUGUGUUGAGGUGUGCUACCUCUCUGCCAUGACGUUAUCCUGCCUGAUCAGCCUGGUCAUGCUCAUGCGGUCCAUGGUCUUGCACAGGUCAAAUCUCAAAGCGCUGUACAGGGGAGGUGUGAACGAUGUCCACAGCCGCCUGAAGGCCUCGCGACCCUCGCGCUCCGCCCUUGUGUGUUGGAUGGGCUUCACCAGCUACCAGGCUGCCCUCGUCUGCAUAGGGAUGGUCAUCCAGACGAUUGUAUUCUUCAUCUGUCUCCUGUUCGCUGUUUUUCUCCUCAUCAUUCCAAUCCUGCACGGGCAGAACCUCAUACUCUUCAACAUGCUCAAGAGCACAUGGCCCUAUUGGUUGACGUUGCUCUCUGUCUUGGUUAUUCCUCACGUGGCUGCCAAGCUGGCCUUCAUCAAAACGGAUGCAGGGACAAGGGACUUGGACAACAGGAGCGCUCUGUUCCUGCUGACUUACCUCCUCUUCCUGGUAAACGUCCUUGUGGGGGCGUUUUUGGGGGCGUGGCGGUUGGUGGUCACCGCCCUCUACAACAUCAUCCACCUGGGCCGCAUGGAUAUCAGCCUGCUCAACCGCGGGGCGGAGCCUUUCGACCCUGGGUAUUCUUGCUAUGUGCAGUAUCUGAGGAUAGAGGUGAACCAGUCCCACCCCGUGAUGAAGGCAUUCUGUGGGCUGUUGCUGCAGUCAGUCAGAAGGGAUUGCAGUGCGGUAAAGAAGAUGUGUGAUGCAGAGGAGGGCAUCCAGCUCGUGGGUCAGGAGAAGUGGCAGGCCAGGUCAUCCAGCGCCAGGCGUGCGCGGGCGCGCUGGCUCCUCCUCCUCACCCUCGUGAAUAACCCCACCUUGGUGGGCUCCAGGAAGCCCUUCCAUAAGCCAGGCUCUGAAGGCCUUGUGAACGGGACGCUCAGCCACGCCUCUGCUGCUGCCAACGCCGCCGCGGAGCCCAGCAGGAAGGAUGGCGGGAAAGACAGUGAAACGCCGCGCCCGUCUGACACAACCCGCCCACCCUCGAAAACGCACCUGGUGUGAAAUUGGCUUAAUGGAAGUAGACAAGUGACACUACCUUUAAUGAAUCACUUCCUAGCUUUGUGGCUUUACCAGGAUAUUAUGAGGGGUUGUUGCUCUUUAUAUCAUACAAACCUUUGGAAGCCCUUUUAAGGCCUACAUAACUUUGUGAGCUUGGAAUUAUUACCUCUGUAAAACAUUUGUAAAGAACAGUAGAGCUUUAUGACAGAUGUAGUAAAUAUAGAUAUACACAUUGUUAUGUAAAAAUUAAUUACAUGAAAACAUCUAGCACUACUUGUUAAAUGUCUUAAAGGUGAACUUUUUUUUGACUCGAUUAAGGUAUUAAAACCGCUUUGUAUAAGUUAACUUCCGCUUAAGACUAUCUGUGUGGGGCUCUAGAGGCAGCAGCCGGCAGCUUCCUGUCAUGAAUGGUCUAGAUCUGAAAUGGUUUUCCAUGUCAAUCCACUCCCGCUGUUUUUUUUGUUUGUUUUGUUUUGUUUUUGCGCACUUAUUCAGAACUAGACGAUAGCGAAGGAUGCACUCCAUUCCAACCUGAAAGGCUGUUUAUGGAUCUAUAUAAUGCUGUUUAAUGGAUUUCGUUUAUUUUAAGCAUCCUUCUGUUUUCACACUUAAUGUAAUAUUGGAUGUAGUAAGCAUUGCUAAUACUCACUUAUAAAAAAAAAAAAGCAAUAUAUGAAUAUAUAAUAUUUUACGAUUGUCGUGGUAACACGCUUUCACCAGUAAUUUUAUUGUUGUUUUCCUUUAAUUAUCAGUAUUGUCUCAGGGUCAAAGGUAAUGUUAUCCAACACUUCA
Molecule: messenger RNA, 3267 nt
Organism: Anguilla anguilla (European eel)
Lineage: Eukaryota; Metazoa; Chordata; Actinopteri; Anguilliformes; Anguillidae
Product: receptor for retinol uptake stra6-like
Exons: 19
Coding region: 412-2478 (688 amino acids)
Biological process (GO): vitamin A import into cell
Cellular component (GO): plasma membrane
Molecular function (GO): retinol transmembrane transporter activity; signaling receptor activity
Source: RefSeq, a predicted model, not a curated record